This is a messenger RNA of Aspergillus clavatus NRRL 1, 1011 nucleotides long. RefSeq lists its product as uncharacterized. Gene Ontology annotation, cellular component: THO complex part of transcription export complex. The transcript is spliced from 2 exons. Gene Ontology annotation, biological process: mRNA processing. The coding region runs from base 1 to 1011 and encodes 336 amino acids. NCBI's taxonomy places the organism in Eukaryota, Fungi, Ascomycota, Eurotiomycetes, Eurotiales, Aspergillaceae. The record is from RefSeq and is a predicted model, not a curated record.
AUGGCUUCUUACGGUAUUCUAGAUCAAGCGGAAGAAGAUAACCUUCACAAAUCGCGCCUUCUCAACGUCGAAGAGAAGCCUUUCAAACGUAUAACCAAACGCCUUCUUAAUCCGCAAUCGCUCGUGAUCUCUAAAGCGACCAUUUUUCCCACUCCACCCCCGGAUGAAACAGAAGAAGAUGCCCCAGCAGCCGAUGCGGAGAGACAAAAAAUACUGGAUGAAUGGCGCCAUUUCAGCGAGGACGCGACGCUAGAUUUUGCCGCUUUUGAAGGCAGUAUCGCACGCAUACAGUUUCUUCUGACGAGCAACGAGAAGGAACGUGAGCGAUAUGCCGCUGAAAAGCUUCGGAUCCUGUCCACGAUGCAGACUGUUCGCGACAACACUUCGGAACUGCGGGUGCAGUUGGAGGAAGCUCAGCGACUUCUGGCGCUACGGAAAAGCUACGAUGACCUCGCCGAGAAGAUUACGAGCAACAGACUCUUGAGGCCGCGAGAAGACCAGCAGGCAAACCUACAGAAACUCCAGGCGGAGAUUGCAGAUCUUGAGAAAGAAAGCAAGGAAUACGCGACGACCUGGGCUGAACGACGAGAGCAGUUUGGUCGCAUUGUGGAAGAGGGUAUGCAGCUUCGACGUCUUAUUAGGGAUGAGAAGGAAGAGGUGGAGCGCAGAGAGGGCAUGCAAGAAGAUGAAGGAGAGGAAACAGACGUCCCUUCGAAAGAAAAGACCAGCGAGGCCAAUACUCCUCGACCUGAAUUCGAUACUGUCACUCCCUCUCAACACGGUCAGGACGAGGCUAGUCGAUCCCCGGUUGGUCUACACGCAGAGAGACUAGCUGCAACCACGGGGGCAGCGUCGCCCUUGCGACAGGUUUCUACGGCUGAGCAGGAGGACGCCAACAUGAUAGACGAAGGCGAAGUGACUGGAGAGGAGGCAUCAGAACGGCCCGACGACCUGGAGGAAGGGGAGGCAGUGCCGGAUGACCAAACUGCCGAUAGAAUGGACAUUACGUGA